AUGUCCCGCCGCAAGCAGGUGAACCCGCAGCACUUGUCGUUGACGCACAGGGAGACAAUAGGCCUACAAGCAGAGGCCAAUCAUGAUUCAGGUGCGGGAUCUCCAUCUCCAGAGCCCUCCACCCCCAGCCCUCGGAGGACAGGACCCGGGGAGCAUGAUCUGCUGACCUGCGGCCAGUGCCAGACCAACUUUCCUCUGGGUGAUAUCCUGGUUUUCAUAGAGCACAAGCGUCGUCUGUGCCGGGGGCCUGCAAAUGGAAGAGGCUCCUUCUCCAAGCCCGGCGAGCCUGGUGGGGCACCAGGUCUUGUCUUUUCUCCCAGGGCCAGGUCUCUGGAGCUGGGGAGAGGGCCCAUUCCGGUGGAAGUGGGCAUCCAGGUGACCCCUGGAGGAGAGGACGAUGUGCACAGGAGGCUGACGCCGGCCAAGGGGAUCUGCCCCAAACAGGAGAGAGGAGAUAAAGAUGAGCCAUCCAGCUACAUCUGCACCAGCUGUAAGCAGACCUUCACCAGCGCCUGGUUCCUGCUUCAGCACGCCCAGCACAUUCAUGGUAUCCGCAUCUACCUGGACAACCACCUGACUAACUGCUCCCUCACUCCCCGCAUGGCUCUGCCUCCACCCCCAAGUGCUGAUGCCCUUCCUCGCUCCCCUCUUCCCACUUUCCUCGGUGACGCCAACAACCCAUUCCACCUCCUCCGCAUGGCUGCGCCCCUGCUCAGGGAACAUCCCCCUCCCCCGGGGUUUAUGGAGACCCGGUUGCCUGCAACGCCACCCUUUGUCAGCCCUCCGCCUCCUCCUCGACCCCCUCUAGAGCGCCUGGGCCCAGAGGAGAUGGGGCUGCUGUCCCAGCACCCCAGUGCCUUUGAGAGGGUGAUGCGGAUGACCCCCAUGGAGCCUCCUUCCAUGGACUUUUCUCGACGUCUGAGGGAAUUGGCCGGCAACACGACCAAUAAUGGGGGACCCACUCCUCCUCUUUCACCAAACCGCGUGCCACCCAUGCACCGCCUGCUAAGUCCCACACUUUUCCAGCCUGGCUCCAAGCCCCCAGCCUUUCUCACAUAUGCCCCACAGCCACCCACCUCACAGGGGGCACAUGGUUCCUCUAGCCCUCCUGAAUCCCAGGGUCAGAAUCAGGCCCCAGGGAAAUCCAAAUCUUGUGAGUUCUGUGGCAAGAUAUUCAAGUUUCAGAGCAACCUGAUUGUCCACAGGCGCAGUCACACAGGAGAGAGGCCGUACAAGUGUCAUCUAUGUGAUCAUGCUUGUUCCCAAGCAAGCAAGCUUAAAAGGCACAUGAAGACACAUAUGCACAACAAGUCUGGGUCCAUGGGUGGCUCCCCAGAACAGGGAAACAGAGGAGAAGGAGGAGAGGGUGAAGACAAGAAUAGGGAAGGAGAUUCAAGAGGUAUGGGGAUGGACAAUGAGGAGGAGGAGGAGGAAGAGGAGGAAGAGGAAGAGGAGGAAGAAGAGGAGGAGGAGGAGUUGAGGAAUGGAAGUCGGCCAGAUUCCAACAUCAGUGACGACUCCCAGGAGUUCAGCCAGAAUAGGGAGAAUGGCCCCAGACAGUCUCCUGAGGAGAAGCCCCUGAGUGGGAAUAGAGUAAAUGACAGUGGCGGGGUGAGCAUCAUGCACCCAUACAACCAUCUGGACAAUCACCUUAGACUUAACCCUAACAAGAGAAGCCUGGAGAGACAACCUAACGGAGAGGGUGGAGAGAGGGAUGAAGCAGAAAGAGAGAAUGACAGGCAACAGGAGAGACAGCGGGAGGAGCAGGAGGACCAGAGGCCCAUGUUGAAUGGCAGGAUCAGCGUAUCUGAAGCAGAAUCCUUUCCUGGGCUGUUCCAACGUCGGCCCACCCCCAUCACUAGCCCGAGCCCCUCCAACAACAAGAGGAUCAAGAUAGAGAAGGAACAGCUGGAACUUCCACCAACCAUACCCCUUAUCUCCCCGGAGAACGUCUACUCUCAGCUCCUGGCUGGCUACGCUGCUUCACGCCACUUCAUCAGAGAACCCUUCCUAGGAUUCACUGAUUCCCGCCAGUCCCCCUUCGCUACCUCCUCUGAGCACUCCUCCUCUGAGACGGGUAGCCUCAGAUUCUCGACUCCGCCUGGGGAGAUGAUAGAAGGAGGGAGUGCAUCAGGCCGCAGUGGCAGCAGCACCCCUCACCUCCUGCGGGGGCCGGGACCUGGCCGGCCCCCAAGCUCCAAGGACAGGAGGAAUGACACCUGUGAAUACUGUGGCAAGGUGUUCAAGAACUGCAGCAACCUGACGGUGCACCGACGUAGCCACACGGGGGAACGGCCCUACAAGUGUGACCUGUGCAGCUAUGCCUGCGCCCAGAGCUCCAAGCUGACACGCCACAUGAAGACCCACGGGCAGUUUGGGAAGGAGGUGUACCGCUGCGACAUCUGCCACAUGCCCUUCAGUGUCUACAGCACGCUGGAGAAACACAUGAAGAAGUGGCAUGGUGAACAUUUGAUGGCCAGUGAGGUCAAACUGGAGCACACAGAGGACAGAGGUUAA
Messenger RNA from Scomber japonicus (chub mackerel), 2517 nucleotides. It is a transcript of the gene bcl11bb, whose product is annotated as BCL11 transcription factor B b. The coding region runs from base 1 to 2517 and encodes 838 amino acids. Gene Ontology annotation, cellular component: nucleus. Gene Ontology annotation, molecular function: DNA-binding transcription factor activity; RNA polymerase II cis-regulatory region sequence-specific DNA binding. Gene Ontology annotation, biological process: positive regulation of transcription by RNA polymerase II. Lineage: Eukaryota; Metazoa; Chordata; Actinopteri; Scombriformes; Scombridae. The transcript is spliced from 3 exons. The record is from RefSeq and is a predicted model, not a curated record.